AUGAAUGGUAACGAUGGUCGAGGUGGAGAUCCACAAAUCGAUUCAACAAUUUUAAACAGUUUCAUUGAUCUUCAUCGUACUCAACUGGAACUAUCUAAUAUACCUGAACACUAUUGGCCGAAUAUUUAUCGUAAAUUACACAAUGAGAUAUUUGAUGUUGGAGAAUAUUUUCAAAUUGUUGAAUUACAAGAUGAUGAAGAUAAAACAACUGGACGAGAAUUACGAGUAAAAGAUGAACAUACAAUAUUGAACAAAGAUGACCCAUACAUGAUAUUUAUUAUUGAUCAUGCUUAUACGUAUCGACUUGAUCAAAUUCAAAAAGAACUCCAUCAGUUACCACAAUUAGUUGAUCGAUUAUGUCAUAUGAUGUUCAUUGACAUUGAUGAGGAACAUGAGAAAAAAAUUGAAAAAAUCAUUGAGGAAAUGUGGAAAUUGAAUCAUACCUAUACGUUGACAACUGCUGGAACAAUGGCUGAAGAUCGUGAACCAUACUGGUAUAUUCUAGAUGAAGUUGGCUCAUCCAUUAGUCACGAUGAUUAUCCAUGUGCACGUAUGGCUCCGUUUUAUUCAAUGCUUGAUGGUACAAUGUAUACGCUCCUCUGGUUAGUUGAAAAUGUCAGUUCUGAAGAUCGAAUUAGUGUUGAUUAUGCUUAUGGAAUUACAGAUAAUGAAAUUCGACGAGCAAAAUUAGUUCCAUGGACAAAAGGUAGUCUCACGGAUAUUGAUAUUCAACAAACAGAACCAAGUGAACAAUAUUUUAAUACUGCUCGUGAGAAUGAGCUACUUCCAAUGUCGAAUAUGUGUGAAAUUGAUUUAUCAAGUUUGAAUCGUCCAGUUAACGUCUUUACUGAUCUUGAACUUGUUCGAAAUCAUUUAUUUGAUCAACGAUUUUGCAUAACUGAUACAAAAGAAAAUGCUGAUAUCUUGUUUAUUAGAACUCAUUUUAAAACUUACAAUGAAUUGUUUUUCACAUCUCAAUUUGUUAAUCAAUAUCCAUUCGAAAAUGUCAUCACCAUAAAAGAUCUUUUGGCAAUUGUUUGUCGACGUUUAUCUCCUGGUAUUGAUCGAACAACAUUGAAAUCAUAUCCAGAAUGGUUACCCACAACAUAUAAUUUAACAUAUGAACUGUCAAAAUUUAUUUCUUAUUAUCAACAACGUGAACAAAAAAAUCUAGACAAUCAUUGGAUUAUUAAACCAUGGAAUUUAGCACGAUCGAUUGAUACACAUGUUACGAAAAAUUUAAAUCAAAUUGUACGAUUGGCUGAGUCAGGACCAAAGGUUGUGUGUAAAUACAUUGAAAAACCGUUACUUUUCUAUCGUGAUGGUGUUGGCAAUGUUAAAUUUGAUAUUCGUUAUAUUGUUUUACUUCAUACAAUUCAACCGUUGAAAUUAUUUGUUUAUGAAAAAUUUUGGUUAAGAUUUGCGAAUAAACCCUAUUCACUCGAUAAUUUUGAUGAUUACGAAAAACAUUUUACAGUGAUGAAUUAUAGACAUGCUACGACAUUGAAGAAGAUCACAUGUGAUGAAUUUAUUCCGUUAUUUGAACAACAAAAUCCAAAUCAAUUAUGGCGAAAUAUUGAGACAGACAUUUUUAAAAUGAUUCACCAAAUAUUUUUAUGUGCUGCAUCUCAACCUCCUCCUCGAGGAUUUGAUCAUUGUAAUAGAUCAAGAGCAAUUUAUGCAGUAGAUUUGAUGUUAGAUAAUAUUGAAAACGACGGACAAAACCGUUACAUUCAACCAAAACUAUGCGAAGUUAACUUUAUGCCUGAUAUUGAACGUGCAUGCAUAUAUUAUCCAACGUUUAUCAAUGACAUAUUUCAAUUAUUGUUUCUGAACGACUACACAAAUCAACAUGUUAUUGAUAUAUCACAUUUCUAG
Didymodactylos carnosus is the source of this 1878-nucleotide messenger RNA. The record is from the annotation of a GenBank genome assembly. Lineage: Eukaryota; Metazoa; Rotifera; Eurotatoria; Philodinida; Philodinidae.